AUGGAUACAGCAAAAGAGACUCGUACUCCCCAAAAGCUUGUGCUAUGUUUCGAUGGCACAGGCAAUAAGUUUAGAGGUGACGACAGUGACAGUAACAUCUUGAAGAUAUUUAGAUGUUUGGAUCGGGAAUCCGGUAGCCAAUAUCACUACUAUCAACCGGGGAUAGGGACAUAUGUCGUGUCUAACUCGCUAUCCCACACAAGUCUAAGUGCUAGAAUCCGAUCAUGGUACUUGAAGGCCAAGGACUCUGCCGUCGGCUCAAGCUUCGACCACCAUGUAGUAGGUGGAUAUCGAUUCCUCAUGCGUUUCUAUCAGCCAGGUGACGAAAUCUACUUUUUCGGCUUCUCCCGAGGAGCCUAUGUAGCCCGGUUCCUAGCGGAGAUGCUUGACUAUAUCGGUUUACUUUCGCAUGGAAAUGAAGAGAUGGUGUCCUUCGCCUGGAAAGCAUUUUCUCAGUGGCAGAGUCGCCAGUCUGACCAGACCGAAGAACAUCAGGCCCAACGACAGGAGAUGUAUCGCUUCAUGAAAGGAUUUCGAGAGACAUUCAGCCGCCCUGUGAAGAGAAUCCGGUUUUUGGGACUAUUCGAUACUGUCAACUCCGUUCCUCGAUUCGAGGCUGCGUGGAUGCAAAGGUCGAAAAUGCCAUAUACUGCGAGAAGUAGCGCCAAAGUCAUUCGACAUUGUGUAUCCAUAGAUGAACGUCGCGCAAAGUUCAGACAGGACCUUAUUUACCAAGGGGCUAUUAAGGACCACAAAGCACAUAGGAACUUGCACGAAGUUAUGCACGAGAAGUAUCGCACAAGGCGAGGUACGGCCUUGGGGUUGACACCUAGUAGCAUGCCAGAUAGAGGGCGACGCGAAACCUUAGCCCCCCCUGAUGAACAUACGUUCCGGCCCCAUUCCCGUUCCCGGUCCCGAGCAACGAGAAGCUCUGUUGACAGAACGAGCCAAAUCGGUGAUGAUAAGCCGGGAAUUGCCAAUAUGACGGACAUUGACGAGGAUUCGGAUGAUGAUGAACAAGAUAUCGACGAGAUCUGGUUUGCCGGCGGCCAUGGCGACGUUGGAGGUGGAUGGGAGAUCAUGCCGGACACUAAAUCUGCGAGCCAUAUACCCCUUGCCUACAUGAUCAGAGAAGCACAACGAGCAGGUCUUACUUUUGACCCGGAGAAGCUAGUUGAGAUGGGUGUCAUCGAAACUUCCGAAGAGCCUGACACUAAUGCCCACCACGACAGAGCUAUUCCAGACAUUCGCGUUGACAAGUCAAGUCCAACGAGCCAAGCUCCAUCCAGCCUUGACAUCCAACCUACGCAUUGGGAUCACUUCAAUUUUAUAGGCGACGAAGAAAAGAAAGAGCAAAGCGAACAGAAAGUCCGGCCAUUCCAUCAGAUGCUUCAUAAAGCCCAUUUAGCCAGAAUACACGACUCUCUGGAGUUUGCGUCUGGCUUAACUAAAGGUCAAGUGAUGACCUGGAAUAUAAUGGAGUAUAUGCCAUUCCGGAGAAUGGAUCUACAACCAGACGGAUCGUGGAAGCCAAUACGUUGGCCGCUCCCAUGCGGUGAAGUGCGAGAUAUUCCUCAUACCGCCAAAAUACACGGUUCGGUAAUCCGACGCAUGAAACAAGAUAACACCUACCGUCCCGGGAAUCUCAUUAUUGGUGGUGGCGGACGCGGGCAGCGCGUAGCCCCUGAGUCUUAUGGUAUUGGUGAAUGGAAAUGUGUCCAAGAUCAUGAAGAUCCCAUAGGCGAGGUUUGGGUCAGAGAUAGAACUAGCAACGCCGAGUCAUGA
Molecule: messenger RNA, 1785 nt
Organism: Daldinia childiae
Lineage: Eukaryota; Fungi; Ascomycota; Sordariomycetes; Xylariales; Hypoxylaceae
Exons: 5
Coding region: 1-1785 (594 amino acids)
Source: RefSeq, a predicted model, not a curated record